UUAAACGCAGCAAAUGGCACGCUCACAGCUCAAUGCUCACUGCCGCUGACGGCCACUCUGGAAAGCAAGACGCACUCAUCUCUCAACAAAAAGACGCUUUCUGCAAAGAGGAAAUUAGUUAUUUUCCUCCCGGAGGGGAAGAACCGCUGGAUUCAGACUCAGAGACGGAAAGCUUUGAGGCAAAUGUCUGGUUCUGACUUCCACAGUCCCAGAUCUAAUUUGGUUCCUUGCUCUUAAACAUUUUGGGGGACCUCCUGGGCUUUACUUGAUCUUUUUGUUCUUGUUGUUGAGGGUUUUGCCGAUGACAAUGCCAGUGGUCAAAGUGGAGAAAGAGUCUCCGGCAGACACCACGUUGCCUUCCUCCAACCCUUCCCCGCAGACGGAGGAGCAGCCGCCCCGGGGCAGGAGGAGAAAGAGGCCUCUCCAGAGGGGGAAACCGCCGUACAGCUACAUCGCGCUCAUCUCCAUGGCCAUCGCCAACUCCCCCGACCGCAAGCUGACCCUGGGGGGGAUCUACAAGUUCAUCACCGAGCGGUUCCCCUUCUACAGAGACAAUUCGAAGAAGUGGCAGAACUCCAUCCGCCACAACCUGACGCUAAACGACUGCUUCAUCAAGAUCCCCCGGGAGCCCGGGCGGCCCGGAAAGGGCAACUACUGGGCGCUGGACCCCAACGCGGAGGACAUGUUCGAGAGCGGCAGCUUCCUGAGGCGCAGGAAGCGGUUCAAACGCUGUGACCUCAGCACCUACGCGUCGUACGUCCACGAGACGCCCGUCUUCUCUCCCGUCCAGAUCAGCAGGUCGGCUGCCUACUCCAGCUCGGUCUACCCCAACAUGGCGGUCAACCCGGCGUACAGCCAGCAGCUGCCCUCGGCCUACUACCCCUCCCCGUCGCCCCCCGGGUUCGCCCACGGUCAGACCCGCAUGUUCAGCAUCAACAACAUCAUCGGACACCCGAGCUCCGCCAGCAUGCUGGCGGGUCAGGGCCCGGAGAUGAUGCAGCAGCCCAGCCGGAGCUUCAGUCCGGAGGGCCUGACGGGCGGAUCCGCCGCCUGCAGCCUGGGAACGCCGGGCUUCCAGAGCCAGCCGUGCGGGGGAGCGGUGCCGCCGCGCUCCACGCAUCACGGGUUCACCUACUCCGGUCCUAACGGCCACGGCCAUCACCACGCCCACCAGGGCUCCUAUGGACAGGGUCACGGCCAGGGGUACGUGGCGGCGGGCCGGAUCCACGCCACGGCUCACGGCUCUGCAGAGACCAUGGACCAUUACGGCAGGGUUUCCCCGGUGCAGCUCGGCUCCUUCUCCCAAUACAACAGCGCGACGGGAGCCGGUACCAACGGCGGCGGGUACCUGAGACACCCGUCCUACCCGGGGAACAUGGACCGUUUUGUUCCUGCAAUCUGAGCCACUGAAAAAUGGCCCCCAGGCCGCGAGCCUCUUGUAAAAUACGGCAGUGACUUAAAAAGUGACGUCUACGCGCACAAACCCGGGUUUGCUUUCUGUUUAUAGGACAGAACCGAACAGACUGGGGAGAUAAAUGUGAUUUUAUUUUAGAGCCCAUCCUCCAGGCUGAUGGCAACUUCCUCUUUAACACAUUCUGUAAGUUUUUUAUUCAAAUGUACCUUUUUUCCCCCCUUUUCUUGGUCACAAUGUGAACGGAUGAAAUACCGAUAUAACAGAAUGUGUUAUGUUCAUAUAAAUUAUUGUUCUUCGUGGUUAUUGGCUGUACUCUGAUAAGCUUGUUUGCAAAGGAUUCAUUUUAAAACGUGUGCAUGUCCUUUUUUUUUUAAAUAAAAAACUUUUGUUUGCUUUUAUGUAAAUAAAC
Molecule: messenger RNA, 1823 nt
Organism: Fundulus heteroclitus (mummichog)
Lineage: Eukaryota; Metazoa; Chordata; Actinopteri; Cyprinodontiformes; Fundulidae
Gene: foxe1
Product: forkhead box E1
Exons: 1
Coding region: 302-1402 (366 amino acids)
Biological process (GO): regulation of transcription by RNA polymerase II; cell differentiation; anatomical structure morphogenesis
Molecular function (GO): DNA-binding transcription factor activity, RNA polymerase II-specific; RNA polymerase II cis-regulatory region sequence-specific DNA binding
Source: RefSeq, a predicted model, not a curated record